AUGGCGGCUGGCGACACGAAUGGCACAGCUUCGGACGAGCGCAUGGACGAGGACCAGGAGCUCGACGCGGCCUAUGCGAUGGUCGAUGAGAGCGCACUCGCGCACGACCCGAACGACCCGAUGAACCUGCUGGCCUACUACCGGCGAGUGCUGCCGUUCCGCUCGCUGUUCACAUGGCUCAACCAGGACAUAGCCGUGACGCGAAACUUUAUGCACCGCGAGUUUGCCUUCACGCUGCAGAACGACGCGUACCUGCGGUACCAGAGCUUUGCCACCUGGGAGGAGUGGAAGAAGGAGGUGUGCCGGCUGAACCCAUCGCGUUUCGAGAUCGGGCCCGUGUACACCGCCAAGCCCAAGGACCGCAAGACGCUGCAGAAGGCCAACUUCAGGCCCGUGCAGCGCGAGCUUGUGUUUGAUAUCGACAUGACGGACUAUGACGAAAUCCGCACCUGCUGCUCCGACAAGCGCCUGUGCAAGCGGUGCUGGAAGCUCAUCGCUGUGGCCGCCGAGGUCCUCGACAUGACGCUGCGCGAGGACUUUGGCUUCAAGCACCUGCUCUGGGUAUACUCGGGCCGCCGUGGAAUCCACUGCUGGGUGUCUGACCCCGAGGCGUGCGCGCUGUCUGACGAGGCGCGCAAGGCGCUCGUGGGCUGGACCGAGGUGGUCCGUGGCGGGGCGAACCAGGCCAAGAAGGUCGCGCUGGGCGCGCCGUCCGCUGGCUUCCCGCGCGCGCUGCACCCCAGUCUGCGCCGCGCGCUCGGCCCGGACGUGCUGGCGAACACGGCGAGCCGCGGCUCGCCCCGGUCGCGUGGUGUGCUGCAGCGCGCGUUCGUCGACGUGCUCUUGCGCGACCAGGACGUGUUCCGCGAGCAGGCGCGCUGGGACAUUCUGCUGCAGCUGCUGCCCACGUCCGACACAGACGCCGUGGCGCGGCUGCAGGCGCGCUGGGCAGCGGGGCCCCGCUCGAGCGUGCAGAAGUGGGACGACGUCCUGGAGGCGGCGCAGCGCAGCCACGACCGUGUGCGGCCGACCUGGAUCGCGGCGCUCGAGGAUAUUGUGCUGCAGUACACGUAUCCGCGUAUCGAUGCCGAGGUCUCGAAGCGCAUGAACCACCUGCUCAAGUCGCCGUUCGUCAUGCACCCGUCGACGGGACGCGUGUGUGUGCCACUGGAACUCGACCAGAUCCUCGACUUUGACCCCGCGACGGGCGCGCCGACCGUCGUGCAGCUGCUGGAGGAGCUCACGCGCGCACAGGCCACGCCCGAGAAGCAGAGCCGCGGCGAGUGGGACAAGACGAGUCUGCGCCCGUUUGUCGAGCAGUUUGACCAGUUCUGCACACGCCUGCUCCGCGACGCGCGCGAGGCCAAGCGCGCCGCGCAGAGGCCCUCGCUCGACUUUUAG
Malassezia sympodialis ATCC 42132 is the source of this 1401-nucleotide messenger RNA. RefSeq names its product DNA primase subunit PRI1 (gene PRI1). Gene Ontology annotation, biological process: DNA replication, synthesis of primer. Lineage: Eukaryota; Fungi; Basidiomycota; Malasseziomycetes; Malasseziales; Malasseziaceae. The record is from RefSeq and is a predicted model, not a curated record.